UAUUUAUUUUUUAAUUUGUAAAAAUGACAGCUUCUAUUUCAAACAGAAUUUAUACUUUAAUAAUGAAUGAAAAGUUAUCAUUAUUCAAUUUAAAUGUUUUUGUUAAAAUAUUUUGUAUUUCAAUAUUUUUUGGUCAUUUGUUGUCCUACUUUAAAUCAGCAACCGAUCUGUUGGCCAUAUAUCCUGGCAAAUUGAUUCCCCCUAAUUUUGAUUUUUGGACCGUAAUCACCUACAGUUUCAUCGAACACCACAUAUGGAUGGUGGCCUGCAAUGUCGUGGUCAUUGUCAUGUACGGCAAAGUUGUUGAGCCCCUCUGGGGCUUUGUGGAAAUGAUUCGCUUUUACGCCAUUGUAUCCACGUCAGUUGCUGUCCUCACAACCUGCUUUUACUUGUUGCAAUACUUAUUCACUCAAGAUGUUCACCUCUUGUUUGAUACUUCUGUGUAUGGCAUGUCAGGUUAUGCGGCUGGCCUGACGGUCGUGUUGAAACAAACGAUGGGGGACCAAAUUUUGUUGAGUACUCCGUUGAUGAAGAUACGUAACAGACACAUCCCACUGCUUGCAGCAUUCAUCAUGAUGUUGGCCACCAUAGUUCAUCUUAUCCUCUCUCCACAACUAACUCUCUUUUUGUUUGGUCUCUUCAUUAGUUGGAUCUAUUUAAGAUUCUACCAGAGACACAAAGAUGGCACCAAGGGAGAUUCAGCGGAAGGGUUUUCAUUUGCAAGUUUUUUCCCAGAUCCAGUAUCUCUAUAUGUUGGAAUCUUGUCUAACACAAUUUUUGCUGUGCUGGUGAAGUUACAUCUCUGCACAAACACUCAACGCAAGUUUGAAUUCAAAGCUCCUGUUGUGCACAUGAAUCUGACUGGAGCUGAUAUUCACGAUGCCGAAAGGAGGAGACAGUUGGCACUGAAGGCACUGAACGAGAGACUGAAUAAAGUGAAUGCUCUGCCUUGGCCCAGCAUGGAGGAAGGCACUGAUGAUGGAAACAAUGCAACAAGUUUCAAGCCAAUUGACCCCUCACCCACUACUCUACCUUCAUCAUCUUCAUCAUCAUCUUCGGUUAUCAAGUUAACGGGUGAUGCAGUCAUCAACAUCCAAGAUCAACAGAUCAACAAAUCAUCACCAAUAUCUUAGUCACCAUCAUAAACAUCAUCAUUUACCUACUUUAAGCUCUUUUGAUAGAAUUUUUUUUAUUAAUAUUCUUAUUUAAUAUUUUCAUGGUUAAUUGUGGAUGUUGGUGUAAAGUGAAUGUGAAUGGAAGUAUCUAAAAAAAUUAAUAAUUGGCACCCAGCCAGAUUGAAGACAUGUUAUCUGGAUGGAAUCAAUGCUCUGGUCCUCAUUGCAUUUUGUGUUUGUGGGUCUACUUGACACCAUAGAGUAAACUGACUUCUUUUAUAUAAUAUAAUACAAUCAACUUGGAUUUUUGGGACUUAGCUUAUAUAACCACCUUGUUAACGCGUUACAAUUUACUUAAAAUCAAUUAUCUUACCUGUUGUUAUAUCAGGUGGCUGUAAAUUUGUGAAAUGAUAUAAAUGUUUGUGCAAGUUAUCCCGUUUUCUAACUACUUUGAAAGUUUUUUUAAAAUGAAAUACUCUUUUUGAUUUUGAUGAUUUUAUUCAUUCUAAAAACAUUCGUUAAUAUAGUAGAAGUUAUAUCCAUUUAUUCGUUGUAAAGUGUUAUCUAACCUACGUAAUAUAGAACAAUACUGUACAGACAGAUAUAAUAAACAUUGAGAACGGAACAA
Helobdella robusta is the source of this 1743-nucleotide messenger RNA. RefSeq lists its product as hypothetical. Lineage: Eukaryota; Metazoa; Annelida; Clitellata; Rhynchobdellida; Glossiphoniidae. The transcript is spliced from 4 exons. Gene Ontology annotation, biological process: retrograde vesicle-mediated transport, Golgi to endoplasmic reticulum. Bases 24 to 1133 code for a protein of 369 amino acids. Gene Ontology annotation, cellular component: Golgi apparatus; membrane. The record is from RefSeq and is a predicted model, not a curated record.